Molecule: messenger RNA, 858 nt
Organism: Laccaria bicolor S238N-H82
Lineage: Eukaryota; Fungi; Basidiomycota; Agaricomycetes; Agaricales; Hydnangiaceae
Exons: 12
Coding region: 1-858 (285 amino acids)
Source: RefSeq, a predicted model, not a curated record
AUGUCUAUCGUCGUCCUGCGUGUUGGAAAGUGCCAACGCUGGGCUUUGUCUCAUCAUGUCAUUCUAGCCGAUGUGGACACAUUAGUAAUCUCAUCGACGGCCAAGGCGAUCAUUGCGUGGGAGACACGACGAAAGAGCUUGGAUCAGAACCAACUUUUUAUUCACGACCCUCGCAACGCCUAUCCCGCUCAUUUUAGCCAAUCUCCCUGCAGGAAAGGAAUAGAAGCAAAGAAAUUUUAUGGAGGCGGCACUCGAAAUACAUUCAACUCAUCCCGAGAGAACAACCGACCAACGCACAACGGCAGAAUUCUGCACGGCUCCCGUUCGCGAAAGCCUUGCGACGCUUUGAGAAAGAUACAAGCCAAGUUGUUUCAAAUCAAAAACCACGAAAUCGUAUUAUUGAAGGGUUCGGACUUGAUGUCGGGAAUACUACCCGAACAAGACUCUGACACGUCAAGAUGGAAUAUACCUCUGUGCGGCUCACGCACGAUGAAGAAUCGGGGGAGGAGGAGUAUAUCCUCACAUAUUGUUCGAAAUGUAAAGGAUGUGAGAUAUUCUUGCACACGUCUCCCCACGUCUGGCAUGCUGCGAAUGGAGGAAUUGCCAAUGCGUUUCGAGCGCGAUGGAUCUGGAAUUGAGGGAGGAGUAGGGGGCUACCAUUCUUUUUCUAAAUGUAUAUACGCCCGUCCGGUACCUCAGGGAGGGGUACAGACUCGAAGAGAUGGCCCGAGCACACAGGCACAACUGAACGACAUGGAAACCCAUCGCGCCAUCACAGCCCAUGGUUAUGGGCUAGGCCUCGUCGUUGACUUCGACGAUGUGCUCGGCUCUUGUUUGGCUCUUGUCCUCUGUAUCUAG